Messenger RNA from Saprolegnia diclina VS20, 2310 nucleotides. Its product is annotated as STE/STE20/MST protein kinase. The record is from RefSeq and is a predicted model, not a curated record. The transcript has 4 exons. Gene Ontology annotation, molecular function: ATP binding; protein serine/threonine kinase activity. Bases 1 to 2310 code for a protein of 769 amino acids. NCBI's taxonomy places the organism in Eukaryota, Oomycota, Saprolegniomycetes, Saprolegniales, Saprolegniaceae. Gene Ontology annotation, biological process: protein phosphorylation; regulation of MAPK cascade; intracellular signal transduction. Gene Ontology annotation, cellular component: cytoplasm.
AUGGGCAUCGAGCAGGUGCUCGCGACGAUGGGCUUGAGCCCGGGCGACCCAGAGACCAUCUUUGACAUUCACUCGCGCGAAGGCGCUGGCGCCUUUGGCCGCGUCUUCCGCGCGACGUGCCGCAGCACGCAGCGCGAAGUCGCCCUCAAGGUCAUCCCGAUUGCGCUCAAGCCAGGGCAGCACGGCGAGGACGUGGAGAACGUCCGGCGCGAGAUUGAGUUUUUGCGCGAGUGCGACCACCCGAACGUCGUGGCUUUCUACGACGCGUACUACAAGGACGGCGCGCUCUGGAUCGCCAUGGAGUAUUGCGGCGGCGGGUCCGUCGGCGACAUCUCACGCCAGCGCCGCCUCGUCGAGCAAGAGAUCUCGAUCAUUCUGCGCGGUGCGCUGCAUGGCCUCGCCCAUCUGCAUGCGAAGAAGAAGAUCCACCGCGAUGUCAAAGGCGGCAACAUCUUGCUCACGGCGGACGGUGAUGUCAAAAUCGCCGACUUUGGCGUCUCGGCGCAGCUUCGCGACACGCUGUCGCGCCGUGGCACCUUUGUCGGCACGCCGUACUGGAUGAGCCCCGAAAUGAUCCAAGACUGCGACUACGACUACAAGGCCGACAUUUGGAGCCUCGGCAUCACGGCGAUCGAGCUCGCCGACCAAAAGCCGCCUCUCUUUGAAGAGCACCCAAUGCGCGUCUUGAUUCAGAUCCCGCGCAACCCCGCGCCGCGGCUUCGCCAGCCCCACGAAUGGUCGUCGGUCUUUUCCGACUUCUUAAAGUACUGCCUCAAUAAGGCACCGGCAGAUCGACCGUCGGCCAUCGACUGCCUCGCGCAUCCGUUCAUCACCAACUGGCAAGACGUCGCACGCGUGCUUCCCGAUGGUCUUUCACCUGCGGCGCCAACAACCACACCAACAACAAAGGAGGCACUGGACAAGACGGGCUCAGUCCUCGACCCCUCGGCCACCCCAGUGCAGUCGCAGGGUGAGCAGGCCUACGUCACGUGCACGCAAGAGACGAUGCUGCCAAGCGUCCAAUCGAUGCCCGAUGGCGCGGCGUUGGCAGCCGACGACGCUGGUGCUGCAGCUACGACGACGGCGACACUCGUGACGCCAAGUGAGAACUUUAUCGGUGCCCCGUUCGAAGUCGCCCAUGACGUCUGCGUCAAGUACAACUCGUACCGGGCCCAGUACGAAGGCGUGCCGACGCACUUGAUCGCGCUGCACGACCAGUUUGGCCUACCGUUGGACGCCAUGCGGUGCAGCAGCAAACUCCCAAACGACUUGGUGCCGUGUUUGCUGCACAUGCUGCGUCGCGAGCUGCUUGCGCGGAACGGCGCCAGCAGCAAGUACAUUUACCGGUCGUCGCCCGACCACGGUGAGAUCCACGCGGCCAAAACCGCGCUCAACGCUGGUCGCUUUGACGUCAAGCAGCACAGCGACCCGUUUGUACUGGCCAGUCUUCUCAAGCUCUGGUUCCGCGAGCUACCGACACCGCUGCUCCCAUCGACGCUUCGCCCGCACCUCGACCGCCUCGCGGCCUGCGCGACGCUCGACGAGAGCAAUAAACGCGAUGCUUCGAUUACGGCGGGCCGUGCAACCGUCAACGAGUGCGCGCUCGGUCUUUUACGGGCGCUGGACGCCCAGACCCGGUCGGUCUUGGAGUGGCUUCUCGACCACUGGCUCGAGAUUGUGCUCCACACCAAGACCAACCUCAUGACUGCCCACAGCCUCUGCAUCGUGUGGGCCCCGAAUUUGUACCGGCUUGACGACGCCACGUCGCCCAUGGAGGCGAGCAAGGUCUCGAACCUCGUCGCGCUCAGUUUGCAGGUGUGUCUAGCGUGGCGUGACACACAUCUGUCGAUGCGCCGCGCCAACGCCGGCAUCGCGUCGGCGCUCGCCUUUUCGCCGCCGUCGACGCCAACACCUCGCAUUGCCGAGCCUCUCUUUGACGUGCGCACGCCGCUGCUCAGCGUUUUGCGGCGCAGUGUCGACGACGUCUUGGCACGUGUUAUCGACCCGAUCGAUGAAGCCGCGCUGCGUCAGGCGCAAGAGGUUCUCUGGUCCGUGCUCCGCCUCCACGCCCGGUCGAAAAGCGAGCGCGACUUUGCCGACAAGCUCCUCAAGCGCAGCGUGGCCGUGACGAUGCCAGCGUCCUUGCGCGACGUGGCGCGAUUUGUCAUCAUGACACUCGACCUCGAGGCGUUUCAAAACGCGGUGACGCACCAUCGAUCUGUCACGAUGACACUCCACCAGUUGAGCGAGCGCUAUCCGUGCCUAGCAAAGCAUACCGCGCUUCCAUGCUUCUCAAAUGCAAGUAUAUAG